Cuscuta campestris is the source of this 3849-nucleotide messenger RNA. Lineage: Eukaryota; Viridiplantae; Streptophyta; Magnoliopsida; Solanales; Convolvulaceae. The record is from the annotation of a GenBank genome assembly.
UUUUUUGAAGGUGAAUAGUCUGAUAGUCUGAAAUUUACCCGAAGUGUGGGACAUUCGGUUGUACGGAACAAUACAAUUUGACACAAGGGGUUUCAUUAGAUCAUUACCGCCUCAAGGUGGAGCAUCCCCGCAUGUUUACCUAUCAGUUUUCAGAAAAGAGUUCGAUGGAGGAAGGAGAAGAGUAUUCACUGCAAAAGAACUUGACAUGGAAAACAUCACCGUCUUCAUCACUCAUAUCCGAAUCGAAUUCAUUCCUGUCAUCAACACUGGGUAGGGUUAUGAACACACUGCUCACCGCCAAGCCCAAAAAGCUCCAAGACGCAAUUUCUCGUCUACAGCCCUCUCAAAAAACCGCACCAACCAGAGUUUCUUUGGAACAGUCACUUUGGUUCCUUCACAAGUACGCUGUGGAUUCCCGGGAGAAAGAGGACCGUUUGGACCAAGUUUUUAUUCCCAUGAUUGAACAUUCAUUACAACUCAAAGCUUCUAAAGAGAGUAAACAGGAAGUACUACUUCUCAAUUGGCUUUUCCAAGAUGGAAUUCUUUUCCAAGCUCUUGCGAACAACUUAGCAGGAAUUAUAUCUAGGCGAGAUGAUUGUUACAUUUCCCUAGGCUGGUGUAUUCUCACUCGGAGUCUCUUAGAAUUUGACUGUACUGCAGAGAAGCUCAUAACACAUGGAAUAAGGGAGAAGUAUGACGGGCUUCUUAAAACUUUUUGCUCUUGUAUCCCACGUCUCAUAGCUAUUGUAUGCAAUGGGAGCACUUUGCAGGAUGGAUUUGAGUUGCCAACGAGGCUUGCAGUUGCUGCUGCUGAUGUUAUUCUAUCUCUUUUAGCAUCAAUGACAAAAAAGGAUACUCUUUCGGGCUCUCUGGACUGCAAGCUAAAGUCUUUUUCUCCCAAUAAAAGCAAUAACUCGACAAUGCUUCUACCGCAUGCUGUGAGUGAGAAGAAAUUAAACAAGACCUUCAAGAGUUCUCAAUCCACAGACAUGGAAGUGAUGUUCUUACUUUGGGAUCAUCUGGAUGAACUCAUAAUUCUUGCGGAGAAACUUUUAAUUUGGAGCAGGAAAGGUAGGCCUCUGCAUGCAAAAGGUCUAGAACAGGUCUGCAGAUGGUUGAAGGCGACAAAGAGAAACUAUGAAUGUGCCACACAUGAUGAAGAUUCAAGAAUGCAGAAGACAGGAGCUCUACUGCUAUCUUCUUGUUGGAAAUAUUAUGGUUUGCUGUUGCAUUUAGAAGAUUACAAAAUAUCUGGGCAAUAUAGAGAACUGUUGGAGCAGUACUUGUCUGGGAUCCAGUUUUUUGCAGAUACCCAAUCUGAAAAGCCUUCUGAAAAUAAAGAUAGUGGAACUGAUACCCUGAAGUUUUUUAUCAAUUGCCUUUGCCUUCUAUUGGGGCGAUUAGUUGGUACAGAAUUUGAAACUGCAAUCUCAGAAUAUGGUUCACAGAUAUGUCAAGCUCUCACACCACAGCUUCAUAGUGCUGAUGGUGAAGUUAUUGAGGGAGCUACUUGUGUCCUUCGAGUUGUCAUCUUUAAGACAAACAGAAGAUUGACCAAAUUUGCUGAAAUUAAAGAGAUGGAUGCUAGUCUACCUAUGCUGUUACACCUUUUGGAUGAGCAAGAUGGUGCAGCAAAAGUUGUGGUUAAGCUCAUUGCAGAGUAUUGCUCCAUAUGCUUAGACAUUAGAUGUUUCCAAAAUGUUUUGAAGCGCCUUGUUACUGGAACUCUUUCACAGAAAAGAAAUGCUCUCCAUUUUAUUUCAGACAUUAUCCAUAUAUCAAUGGAAUCAGAUUGUGCACUCCCUCAAUCAAUGAGGCAAGAUAUAGCGAACAACUUGUUGGCUUUUCUGCAAGAAGAAGAUGUCGUUAUUUGCAAUCAAGCAUCCAGGUUGAUCCCUUUUGUUGAUCCUUCUUUAGUUCUGCCUGGAUUGGUGAAUCUUAUCUAUUCGCCAAAUGAAGGAGUACAAUCAUCUUCUGGAACUGCAUUCGCGUCAUUACUGAAAAACUACAAAGAUAAGCCUGAGAUUGUAUGCAUCCUAAUAGAUUGUCUCAGCAAUACUCAAGCUGUUACCAAUGGAUCACACUUAGAUUUUGAAAAGGUGCUACAAUUGCUUCAACAGUGGUCAAAAACUGUUGAACAUUGGGAUUUAUUGAUUGGCUCCCUGGUCAAUAAGCUCUUCAUGGAUCCUUCAAAUGCAGUUACUGUCAGGUUUCUAAGCUCCAUAAGUGAACACUUGGCAGAAAAUGCAGAACUAGUCUUUCAGCAACUUCUAUCUUACACGAGAAAGAAAGAGGACAUCUUCAAUGAUAGUUUGUGUGCAAGCAAUGGUACUGCAAAAUGCGAACUCUCGAUUUUCAACCGUCUUUGCCCUUUGCUUGUAAUUAGGCUUCUUCCCUUGAGUGUUUUUAACAAUCUUGGUUCUUCUCUCAUGUAUGGUGAACUACCAAAGAAAUUGGCUACUGGCGAUAUCAAAGGUUUCAGAUUGCUUACUGAUGAGUGCAUUACAACACUGCUAAUCCAAAGGGCAUUGAACAAGAUUGAAUUUGAAGAUGUCCGGAAACUUUCAGCUGAGCUUUGUGGGAGAAUUCAUCCCAAGGUUCUUGUUCCAAUUAUUUCCUUUGAAUUGGAAAAUGCUACUGGUAGCCCAGAUCUACUAAAGAUUAAAACCUGUCUGUUUGUAAUGUGUACAUCACUAAGGAUCCGAGGCAAGGAAUUGUAUAUGCUUCUAGAUGUGCCUAGAAUAAGGAUUGCAAUAGAAGCUAUUUUAUUAUGGCCUUCCAUGGAUGCAGACAAUGUUUCAAAGGCGCAACAUGGGUGCAUUGACUGUCUAGCAUUGAUGGUGUGUACAGAGCUACAAGCAACAAAAGCAUCCGGGAAAUCAAUUUCAUGGGACGCACUUGACAGCUCAGUUUUCUAUUACGUAAUUCAGCAAUUGACUUGUGAGGAUCUAGACAAACUUCCUCUUGAGAUGGGUACAGGGGGGAAAACCACAGCUCAUAUCUCAUUUCGUCUGUGCAUGGCAAAUGUGCUCAUCAGUGUUUGCCAGAAGAUACCAGAGCCUAGCAAAAAGGAUGUUGCUUCUAUAAUUCUUCCCAGCAUUCUUCAAUCAAUCAAGAUAAUCGCCGAUUCAGGCAUUAGGUCUGCAUGCAUCCAGGUUAUGUUUUCGGCUGUCUACCAUCUAAAGUCUGCGGUUCUUCCUUACUCCUCUGUUAUUCUUGAAGCGACCAUCAGAUCACUAAGAGAAGAGUCUGACAAGGAGAGAAUGGCAGGCGCCAAGUUACUUGCAUCAUUAAUGGCGAGUGAAGAGGCAGUAGUACAGAGCAUUUCAGUGGGAUUGUUGGAAGCCAGAGACUUGCUCCAUGUUCUUGCUCUAUCUGAUCCUUCAUCGGAUGUACAAAGUAUGUGCCAGAAGUUGCUUGCAUGCAUGUCUUCUCCCUGAAUUAUCACACUCUCGUCCUUUAUCAUAUGAUGAUUGGAUAAGCAGACAACAUACACUUAUUAUGGGUUAUGCAAAAAUAAAUGAACGACUUGGGUAAAGAUAGUGUGAACCUCAUUUUCCAACUACUCCAAUGCGGGCUUACCUCUGUUUGUUGGAACUGUUCCCAUGUUGGUCAAAGAUGCUGCGGACGCUACCCUUUCAACUGCACAAGUGCAUAUCCCAGGUUCGAAUGUCACCGUGAAAAAGUUGUGUAAUGUUUUGUUAAAAUAUGGAAAUGGAUUCCUUUAAGCCAGGGAUCGCAAACCCUAUUUGUAUCAUAUUGGGCCUCCAAUGCAAGAAAUACUUAAAUUAGGCACCUUGCUCAUAGGUGAAGGACAUCCCUUUGCAGGUCAGGAUAGCAUCCCUAAUA